AUGUGGAAUCAUCAACAUCAACAGCAGUUACAGCAGCAUACAAACGAUAGCGAUAUUUUGGAUUCUAGCUUGAAUGGGUUAAUGCGAGAUGUGGAUACUUACAUAUCUGAACUGAAUGCAGAGCAGCAGCAGCAGCAACAGACACUAAACACACCCACAAGGGCUCAUUCAUUGCAAUCACCACAGCGACAACCAUCCCCUUUGAUGGCGAGUAGAGCCAAUACCACCCAUCGACCUCAUUAUAACAAUGUAUAUAAUUCACAUAAAUACGACUUGCCAACACCAGAACCAUACAUGCCAUCACCUCUUCCACCGAGACUACCGCCUCGACCAUCCACCACUACUUCCGCCACGCUUGUGGAACCCAGCAUGUCAAUGCCUCAACCCCACCCCUACAUUGUACCACCAUUAGCAUCCUAUCCAUCAUCACCUUACUAUGCCGCACACAACGAACCUCCUCUCUAUCCAAACUCUUCUAGCUACCAUCACACACAUUCAGACUAUGUCAAUACGUACCUCGCUGCUAAUCAAAAGAGACAUCAACAAGAGGGGAAAACAGCUGCUUAUACGGAUGAGAGCAGUAUUAGAGACAGCAGUUCAUCCACAUUGACAACUGACUCGAACGCCACCUUGUUAACGGAACGCAACGGUUCUCUUCAACAUGGCCAACACCAUCUUUCAUCAAACAGUAAUCGGCCUGGAGCACAUGGCAGUUUGCAGUACUCAUCCAGCACGUCUUCAGUUACGACAUCCCCUCCUGCAACCAAUGGCAUCAAUACACCUAUUGCUGCAUCCACACCACCAGCGUAUGCGCUUCUGUCUGUUCUUGGUAAAGCGUUUGUGCGACGUGUAAGAGGAUUGGAGAAUGUGCGUGAACUGUUCUGUGCCAACGAGUAUCCAGAGUCAUUCACUGGACAAGAAGCAAUUAAAAUGCUGCACGAUCUGCUCGAUGGUAUUCCGGAAGCGUACUGCAUGCACGUAGCAAACGCCUUGAUGAAGUCGAAACCACCCUUGUUUGAACCAAUUCACUAUUCUCAAAAAUCCAUUAUUCAAGGCACCGUUUUCAACUCACCUGAUGAAUACUACACACUCCCAGAAGACAUGCUGGAUGAGGAUGUGCCGGCUGGUAUAUUGACAAGUUUACUGGAGUGCUAUACCUUUGACUGUCUUCCUGGAAAAGGUGGAUGCUAUGCUCCUCGAUGUCCCAACAAGCCAGAUGUAUUUGCACUGGAAUUUGAUGCCCAGGACACAACCGCCAUUACAGCUACAACCACAAAACCUCGUCCACAAUCGGAUCAACCAAGCAGCAGCACCACAUCAGCGACACAGCCCCACAUGGCUUGGGCACAACGCGUGCCACAGGAGCUGCUAGAGUCCUUGUCCAAGAGAGAGAUUGCGAGACAGGAAGCAAUCAACGAAAUGAUCUAUUCAGAGGAAGUGUACAAGAAGGACCUGGAGACUUUGUCUGAAGUCGUAAUAGCACCGUUGCUCAGCAAGUCCAUCAUUGCAUCCACCCAGAAACGAGAGGAAUUUGUGCACGAAGUGUUUGGCAACUACAAGGAACUGACUGAAGUGAGCACGGCUUUGUUUGCCGAUCUGUUGGAGCUACAGCAUCAACAUCAACAUGAAUGUGUGCCCAUGAUUGGCGAUAUCUUGAUCAAGCACUUUGCUUACUUUGAAGAUCCAUUUAGUCAAUACUGUCCACGCGUGUCGCUUGCAGAGUAUCUGGUCAAGGAAGAGGAGCGAAACAAUCCGGAUUUUGAGCGGUUUAUAGUGCACGUGGAAAAGAGCAAGCGUAUGCGUCGAUUGGCUUUCCGGCAUUUCUUGCUGAAUCCAGUUACUCGUAUGCAGCGUUACCCACUGCUCCUGGAUGCCAUUCUGAAAAAGACAGACGAGGACCAUCCAGAUCACACGUAUCUCAGUAAAUGCCUGGACAUGGUCAAGAAGGUGGCAACACAGUCAGACGCGCUGGCAGAGAUAUUCAAGAAGCGGGUGGAAAUACUUGAGAUCAAUGACAUGAUUACCUUCAAGCAGGGCGAAUUCCAAGAUUUGCAACUGACAGGUCCGCAUCGCCGACUGUACUAUCAAGGCGAUAUCAAGCGAAGAAGCAACGGCAUUGAGGUGACAGAAAAGUCAGACAUUCAUCUCUUCAUCUUUGACCAUAUGGUGUUGAUGACCAAAGCACGAAAAUCUACUGCCAGCAGCAACACGGUGGACGAAUACAGAGUGUGGAGAAGACCCAUUCCUUUGCAAAUGCUGCACGUGGGUGGUGCCAGCGACAGUAGCUUGAGCCACACAUCAUCUGCAUCGUCAUCCACUACAAGAAACCUGUUGGCUACUACCACGACAGGGUAUCUUCACGGUGCAUCCUCUUAUUCAUCCGCUGGUUAUGUGCCCUUGACGUUUCAUCAUUUGGGUCAACGCGGUGGCGUGUAUACGUUUUCAUGCAGUGUGGAUGAAAAGCAGAAAUGGAUUGCAGCGAUCGAGGAGGCAAAAUCGUCGCUCAAGAAACGACUGGGAGAGGAUGUGUACGAUCUGAUUACGCUGGAUGAUACUUCUUUUAGAUAUGUAGCUGCCGCCAGUAGUGGAUCUACCAAGCAUGGCAAGGUGAAUUGCACUGUGCCAUUCGUGUCUAAACACGGCGAAAGAAAGUUGGCAGUAGGCACAGACACAGGCAUCUACUUUAAAGCGUUUGAUGGACACGGUAUAAAAAGAGUCUUGUCCAGUGAGAAUGUCACCCAACUGGCAGUGUUGGGCAGGUACAAUAUCCUCCUCGUGCUGGCAGACAAAACAUUGAAAGCGUACCCCCUGGAUGUACUGAACUCACCGACAGCAAGCAACACCAAAUCACCAGAGCGACUUGGCCAGGAACUCGGUCAACAUGUGCAUUUCUUUCAAGUUGGAUUUUGUAACAACAAAGAACUUGUGGUGUUUAAGAAAAAGAAGAACACUUCCAGUAUCUUUACAUCACUGGAGCCCACGUUGGAUUUACGAGAUCCCAAAAACCAAAAGUACAUUACUCAAAAGACGGGCUUCAAGCUUGGUAAUCGAUCCAGCCAUUCUUGGUUCAAAAAGUACAAGGAAUUCUAUGUGGGCGCUGAAUCAAGCAACGUUCAUUUCUUGAAAUCAAAGCUGCUGAUUGUGUGUGAACGCGGAUUUGAGAUUAUCGAUCCUGAAAACUUGAGUGUAGGCGGGCGAGAUAUCCCUGACAAAGGGGAUCCACAGUUCAAUUUUGUGCAUCGACAAUCAGAUUCAUUAAAACCGCUUGCCAUGUACCGUGUGCACGAUAAAUUCAUGCUGUGCUACAACAAGCUCGCGUUUUAUGUCAACAACAGAAAUGGGUCUUUGGUGCAACGAGGGCCACAAAAACUGCCGUUGUUGUGUGAAUGGGAGGGAAAUCCAGACAACAUUGCAUUCCAAUACCCUUAUGUGGUUGCAUUUGACCACCAAUUCAUGGAAGUGCGCCAUGUGGACACGGGUGAUCUAGUGCAAAUUAUACCUGGUGAUCAGAUCCGAUUAACCCACUUUCAUUCAAGCACAGAAGCCACCAUCAUACAAGGUUGCAUGACCCAUUCACAAAGACCAGACAUGCAGCACAUCUUUUACCUCAAGCUAAACCCACACCGUUCGUUGGCUACAGCGUCUUCUCGUAGUAAAUUUAUUUAA
This is a messenger RNA of Mucor velutinosus, 3666 nucleotides long. RefSeq lists its product as uncharacterized. The record is from RefSeq and is a predicted model, not a curated record. Gene Ontology annotation, molecular function: guanyl-nucleotide exchange factor activity. The transcript has 8 exons. Lineage: Eukaryota; Fungi; Mucoromycota; Mucoromycetes; Mucorales; Mucoraceae. The coding region runs from base 1 to 3666 and encodes 1221 amino acids.